AGAAAGGAGCAUAUGUCCCGGUAGACCAUAUUGGUGAAAGUGUAGAGUUUGUUGAAAUUAUGCAAAAAAAAUUCAAUGAUUUUCAGUCAGACCUUACAGAAAUGAAAAUAAAGCUCAUAGGGAUAUUAACAAAAACAUAAAAAUAACUGCCCUUGCUUGAAGAUAAACUGAGACAGAUGGUUUCUAAUACGGAGUUAAAAUUGAGUUUUUAAUUUUUUUUCAUAUUAAUGACAUCUGAUAUUUUCGCAGCAUAUGAAAUUCAAAAUGCAACAACUUCAAGAAAUCAGCAGAAACCGAGAUUUACAGUUAAGUUCUGUUGAUGACCUCCAAAGAUUUUACAGGGAUCUGGAUGAAACUGAAGACUGGAUUGAGAAGAAAGAUAAAAAACUCGAAGAUACUGAUACUGGCGAUAGUUUGAAAAACGUACGAACCUUGCUGAGAAAACACAAAGGCUUGGAGAAUGAAUUACGUGUCUUACUCUACAGGAUAAAAGAACUCGAGAAGACUGCAGAUCGGCUCAGCCACAAAUAUCCUAAGAAUGCCGAACAAAUAAAUACUAAACUAGAAAUAAUACACGAGAUGAGGAGUGAACUCUCAAUGAAGAAAAUGAACAGGAAGUAUGACCUUACUGAUUAUUUUGAGCUAUAUAAAUUUUGUGCAAACUAUGAUCAUAUAAAAGUAUGGAUGGACAGAAUGAUAGCAGAUCUGAACAGCAUAAUAUGCACACAGGAAUUUCACAGUGCAGGGAUCCUUGUGAUAAGGUUUGAGGAACAAAUCUAA
Molecule: messenger RNA, 780 nt
Organism: Harmonia axyridis
Lineage: Eukaryota; Metazoa; Arthropoda; Insecta; Coleoptera; Coccinellidae
Product: spectrin alpha chain-like
Exons: 3
Coding region: 253-780 (175 amino acids)
Biological process (GO): actin cytoskeleton organization
Cellular component (GO): cortical actin cytoskeleton; cell projection; cell junction
Molecular function (GO): actin filament binding
Source: RefSeq, a predicted model, not a curated record